Molecule: messenger RNA, 678 nt
Organism: Gymnodraco acuticeps
Lineage: Eukaryota; Metazoa; Chordata; Actinopteri; Perciformes; Bathydraconidae
Product: RD3 domain-containing protein
Exons: 2
Coding region: 1-678 (225 amino acids)
Source: RefSeq, a predicted model, not a curated record
AUGUUUCCUUGGUCUGCAGUUUUCUUCUCUGAGCCCAAAGUGCCCGGCGAGCGCAGCACUGAGGAGUUGGUGACCAACACUCUGAUGUUGGAGUUGGGGGCCAUGGUGAAGCGCACUGAGCGCAUCCGUCUGGAGCGUUUGACAGAGGGUCGGCGUCGCAGCUCCUCCUCCACCGCCAACUACAGCUGGCUGGCCUCCCACCCGACCCCGCAGCCCUACGAGCUGACGCCCGGCAACCUGCUGGAGCUGCAGGACCUCUGUGCCAAGAUCCCCCCUGCACAGUGUGGCCCUCUGAUCAUCAGGUUCAGGCAGCUGGUAUCUCAGAUCGAGCCUGACGUUCCCGAGGUUUCCCGGCUGUUUCGCUCAGUGCUACACGAGUGCAUGGACCAAGUGAACAGAGCUGAAGACAUGCAGACUCAGAGCGCUGUCUUCCACAAGCAGCAGCGCAGCAAGAGCCUCUCUUUUGAUACUUUCUGCAGCAAGUUCAGCAAAGGUCAGCUUUUCAAGGGCAGCGGCUUGCGAGGCUCCAGGGGGAAUCUGCAGCAGCAGGUGGAUUGGUACAAGGAGGAGGAGGAAGAUGAAGAUGGGGAGGAAGAGGCCAUCAAGGCCAGGGCGAUAAAGGGAAGGAGCAGGAGCAUGCCAGAGAUCAGCCCUCUGGAGCAGAGUGCACAGGGGUGA